Molecule: messenger RNA, 2445 nt
Organism: Fraxinus pennsylvanica
Lineage: Eukaryota; Viridiplantae; Streptophyta; Magnoliopsida; Lamiales; Oleaceae
Source: the annotation of a GenBank genome assembly
AUGAGGGAGGUCCUGUAUCAUGGCUUAGUGAAGCUUGUUCUGGUGGAUCACUUAUUUGUUGAGGCUGUUUUCGAUUUUCUCUUGCCUCACUUCCUACGAUUUUACAGAGAGGAUGCAGAUGUACCAUUGGCAAUUGACCUAUGUGCUAAACUAGACUGUGGUGGAGUUUGUAUUGAAGAGCCACUGGACUGCCUUAUGUUUUGCAUCUCUUUGAUUCUUUUUCUUCAACCACAUUGUAGAUCUGACCCUCUUCCUGAUUCAGGAGCUUGUUUUGGCUUCUCUAUCACACAAGAGAAUGAGGCUGGAAAAGUGUUGUCUGGAGAGUCAUUCUCCAAUGCGUUAGUGAAGAUCCGGAAGUUUCUAAGAAAUGGGAAUUUAGAAGGCAUGCUGUGUAAAAGUCAAAUUUCAGGCUCCACCCCUAUAGAAGAUGAAAAGCUGAGAUUCCACGCUAUGCUUUUGUUGGGGAUUGUUGAGGUAAUGUUGAACAUCACUGUUACUGAAUUGGAGAAAGCAACAGAUGUGAACAAAAUGGAACUGGAAAGGGAACUUUUAACGUUAGUUGGCUUUCACAAUUCUUUGGAAAAGUAUACAUCUAUUUCUCGGCCAAGCAAUGGUAUUAGAAGAGGGACAGUACGACCUACUGCUGGUGAUGCUGCCGAUAGACUUGCUCCAGGCAGCACCAAGCCCUCUCCAGAAAGAACACCUCUUCUAGCAAUGCCAACCAUCUGUCAGCUAUUGAAAAUGGCAUUAGAAUCGUUGACAUGUGAUUCCUUUAGAACUGAAGCAGCUUCCCAGAACCACGUGCAGUUGUCCAAUGGCGAGGCAUCAGCUCCAAAUUCUGAACUUCUUUCUUCCAUUUUAAAUAUUUGCUCUCUCCAGUUAAAACUUUUUCCUUUUCCGGAUAAAGAUGAUCCUUGGAAGACAUUGAUUUAUGGUGAUAUUAAGCUGUUGGGGUCUCCACUGCUGAAACUGAUUUGGUGUCUCAAGUCUGAUAUAGAUAAAAAGAGAAAAGAAGCCAAGGGAAGGAAAGAUGUUGAAGAUAGAAAGGAACAUAUUCAUUUGGGAUUGCUUUGCUUGAAGAAAUUGAUUGAGAUAAGUUUGUAUAGCUCGAAAUAUGUGGGCUUAAUUGAUGAUUUGGUCUCGUCUCCUGGACUUGAGCAAGAAUCGACCCAUUCUAUGGAAUUCCACGUCAUUGAUGAAUGUAAAUUAGCUGACGGCAUCGAUGAUCAGAACACGAGAAGCGAAGAAUUAUUCAUUGAUAGGAAUAUUAAACCACUGCUUACUGAGUUUCUUGCUUUUUCUUUCUUCCAUGAAGCUCAGAUUCUUUGUGAUAUAACAGCUAUGAUUGGCAACAAAUUGCCUGAGGAAAGGAAGAAUCUUGUUGCCAUGUGGGCUAUACGCAUCUGCAAAAACAGUGAUGUGUCAAAUUCUAAGGUUGCUAAAAGUUUGGUCUCUCUUGCUGUUUCUUUAAGCUCGCCUCCUGGUGACCUACUGGUCGCCCAAGAAAUGGCUGCAGAACUUUCAAAAGUGACUGGAUCAGAUGAUAGUGAUCUGUUAGAGAAAUCUGAAACCUUCCGCAUCAUAAACAAAUCAACGGAUGAUGCAAUAGCUUCUAUCCUACUGCAGUUAGCUGAAUCAACCGUCGUUGACAUGGAUUGGAUUAUUACAAGACUGAAUACAUACUAUACAGCUACCCGAAAAGGCAUUCCUCCUAAUCAAACGGGUAUAUUUGAUUCUGGAUCAGUAUUGGAAGAGACACUUUAUUCAAGAGCAGAAGCCCUCUUGAAGGUCUUAUCUUUUUUCGUUGCCAUGACCCUCAAGGAUCCUCAAGCAGAGUAUUUAGUGAGAAUUGCUGCAAAGUUUUACAAGAACCUAGCUAGAAUAUCAAAGCUGCGUGUUGCUCCUAAAGGCUGCAAGCAAGUUUUACCGAGCCUCAAUUACCAGAAACUCGUGGAAAUAACUUGCAGGCAGUUAACUGCCCCAAUUUAUAACUUCGUGUCACAGAUGCAACAGAACCAACAAGAGAGCAAUAAAACCAGAGGACUUGUUAAUAAAAUCAAAAGAGAAAACCGAUGCAUCCCGGACUUGAUCUUCCAGAUAGAAGACUAUGAGAAAUAUCUCAUCCGAUUGAGCAAGAUCACCAAAAUUAAUCUGUUGAGGCAUGCCAAACGUAGUACAUCCCGAGAUUUCAAAAUUGUAGAGCCAAGUGAAGAUGCAUUGGAAGAAGAAAAUCCGAACCAAGAACUGGAAAACUAUAAUUCCAAUGAUGCUGAAAGUGAAUCGUCCAAAGAAUCUCUAAACGAAGAAACUGAAAACGUUCUGGCGCCCGAGUCUAGUCCUAUGGCUGCAGAGGAUUCUGAGAGUGAGGAUGAAGCUGCUCGUCCUAGAGCUAAAAGAGCCAAAAUGGGCAGCGUUGUGCACGAAUCCUCGGACGAAGAAGCAUAA